Molecule: messenger RNA, 5661 nt
Organism: Bombus pascuorum
Lineage: Eukaryota; Metazoa; Arthropoda; Insecta; Hymenoptera; Apidae
Gene: Ddc
Product: aromatic-L-amino-acid decarboxylase
Exons: 11
Coding region: 162-1604 (480 amino acids)
Biological process (GO): serotonin biosynthetic process; catecholamine metabolic process; amino acid metabolic process
Molecular function (GO): aromatic-L-amino-acid decarboxylase activity; pyridoxal phosphate binding
Source: RefSeq, a predicted model, not a curated record
GACGUAGACGGCAGACGGCAAUUUCACUCGGACAUUCGUGGACCGUGCAGCUGCUCGAACGAGCUCACGGAUUUUCCCUAACUCGACGCGAACCGAAUCCACGUGGAUAGUCAACUGUCAAGUGCCCGUACCGCAAUCACGUCUAAGCCUGGGUACAGGAAAUGGAUCCCGACGCUUUCAAGGAGUUCGCCAAGGAAAUGGCAGAAUAUAUUACUAAUUACCUGGAAAAUAUCAGGGACAGGCGAGUGCUUCCGACGGUAGAACCAGGUUACAUGAAACCCCUUUUGCCUUCCGAGGCGCCGCAAAGGCCAGAAAGUUGGAAAGACGUUAUGGCAGAUAUCGAGAAAGUGAUAAUGCCAGGAGUUACACACUGGCAUAGCCCGAAAUUUCACGCGUAUUUUCCUACAGCCCAAUCGUAUCCAGCGAUCGUUGCUGACAUGCUUAGCGGUGCUAUCGCAUGCAUCGGGUUCACUUGGAUCGCAAGUCCUGCUUGUACCGAGUUGGAGGUAAUAAUGUUGGACUGGCUAGGAAAAAUGUUAGAUCUGCCCAAAGAAUUUUUAGCCUGCAGCGGUGGAAAGGGAGGUGGUGUCAUUCAGGGAACCGCGAGCGAAGCUACUUUGGUCGCACUUCUCGGCGCCAAGGCUAGAAAAAUAAGGCAGGUCAAGGAACAACAUCCUGACUGGACGGACAACCAAAUUGUGGAAAAACUAAUCGCUUAUAGUUCCUGUCAAGCUCACAGCUCCGUAGAACGAGCUGGUCUUCUCGGAGGCGUAAAAUUCCGAUUGCUAGAAGUCGAUUCGAAAUAUAAACUUCGCGGUGAGACACUGGCAGAGGCCAUUCGUAAGGAUAAAGAACAAGGACUGAUUCCAUUCUACGCUGUCGCCACUUUGGGAACCACUUGCUCUUGUGCAUUCGAUCGUGUCGAUGAAAUGGGUGUGGUUGCGAAUCGUGAGAAUGUUUGGCUACAUGUUGACGCAGCUUAUGCUGGUUCGGCGUUCAUUUGCCCGGAAUUCCGAUAUUUAAUGAAAGGCACCGAGUUGGCAGAUUCCUUCAAUUUUAAUCCACACAAAUGGAUGUUGGUGAAUUUUGAUUGCUCGACGAUGUGGUUAAAGGAUCCAACAUACGUUAUCAAUGCUUUCAAUGUGGAUCCUCUGUAUCUAAAGCACGAUAUGCAAGGUUCUGCUCCGGACUAUAGGCAUUGGCAGAUUCCAUUGGGACGAAGAUUCAGAGCGUUGAAACUCUGGUUCGUGUUGAGGAUUUAUGGCGUCGAAAAUCUUCAACGAUAUAUCAGAAACCACGUUGCCCAGGCUCAUGAAUUCGAAGCGCUGGUUCUUUCGGAUCCACGAUUCGAAAUUGUCGCCGAAGUGAUAUUAGGACUUGUCUGUUUCCGAUUAAAGGGAUCGAACGACAUAAACGAGACCUUAUUGAAGAAGAUCAACGGCGCCGGAAACAUUCAUUUAGUGCCAUCCAAAAUAAACGACAUGUACUUCCUACGGUUCGCAGUUUGCUCGCGGUACAGCGAAAGCAAAGAUAUUCAAAACUCUUGGAAAGAGAUAAAGCUGAGAGCAGACGAGGUUCUCGAGGAACAAUCGGUUUCUAAGUGAUGGCGGGCUCAGAUAGCUCGUGGUUGUCGAUCCUUGACACCUGCAACCUGCAAUCAAUCCUAGCUUUUAAUCGUUUUUCGUGUUAGCGAUCUUGGAAGAACCAAUGCAUAGUCGAGAAACAGGGAUUUGUUUAACGUAUUUCGCGACUCGACGUGUAAUUGCUAAACUUUUACAAACGACGAGUCGGAUAGAAAUUAAAGUAAGAUCAUUAGCAUAAUAUAUAUACGUAUGACAAUGAUGGAAAUAUUUCCUUCGUAUUUUUAAUUAAUUAACGCGAUCGGUUACACAGCUCGCUCUUCGCUUACGUUUUUAUCACUGGACGACUGUUAAACCUUCCGCGCACGGCUUUUUUCCUCUCGGCGAUUCGAUUUUUACUUCUCGAUUCUCUAUUUUUCCGAUUCAUCUGUUUGUCGCAGAUCGGCACGAUUACGCGACGUAACGACAGCUACACGGUGAUACUUCCUCGUCGAGAUUUAGGCUCGGAGCAGACACUUUACCACGCGACAUCGUUGCAGGUCCGUUCGAACAAAGAAAUGAAAUUCUUCGGUUUGACGAAAGAAGAAUACACGCGUAUGUUGUUCGAGGCGGAAUAUCUUAAGCAACGGAAUUGUUCUAUGGUUUCGUAAGGUCAUUGGUGCUAGGAAAGUCAGAAUUUCUUGGGCUUAUAGACGUAAACGUAUAAAGGCAUAGAAAUAUAAAUAUAAAAAAGUAAAUGUGUAAAGAUAUAAACGAAUAAAAAAAUGGGAGCAUAAAUCUGGAAUAUAAGUUGAGCGUAAGAAGAAAUUCUGAAUCGAUGUAUAUGAUUUUGCAAACUCUGAUUUCCCGCAAAUCGUCUGCACCGAGCCUAAGUCGACUCCUACGUCGAUAUUUUUUUCUCUUGCUUUCUCGCGACGGUAAAGGCUUGCCGAUUGGACUCGCUGUCGUCAAAGCCGUUACACACACACACACACACACACACACACACACACACACACACACACACACACACACACACACACACACACACACACACACACACACACACACACACAGAGGUUCCCUUCAAUAAUAUUAAUAACCUCGAAAUAUAUUAAACAAGUCCCACAUAAGAAACACGCCAAAGAUCGUUAUUCGACUGUCGUUUCACGUCAGUGAACGCACAAUUUGCUGUAAGCGCAAUAUUAUAUGUCGCCUUGUACCAGUUUUCGAACGCAUACCUAAGCAAUAGCGUUGUAUAGACCCGUUAGAUCGCUUUCCUCAAGCAGCAAGACACUAUAUACAUACGUAUGUACCUUUAGCAACGCGUUACGCAAUUGCUGGCACCGAAGCGUCUUGCAAAUAUAUCUGUUACAUUCAGAACUUCUGCCAAGUAUUUAAAAAAAGCCUAGUAUCUUAAUGUAAUUUAAAACAUUUUAGUUCACAAAACAUAUUUCUUGUUGGUUUUCAUCGGCGAUCGUAUUAAGUUAUAUCAAGUUAAAGCGUGUAUGGAGGAUGAUCAGUCAUUUGGGUUAGAUGACGAGAGUACGAGAUAUUGAAACCGUCGAGACUAACUGGUAACUCAUAUUGAUUCGUACGACUGACUCAUUCUGGAGAACGUGGUCGUCUAUUUAUACUGAUCGAGGCAGUACCGAAAUAUUCAAGUUCGUUUUCGUUUGACCGUUACACGUAGCGGCGACAUUGUUUUGCUCGGAGUUUAUUUAUUAUUGCUUUAUGCGCGUUCUUACGAUGUUGAUACUCCGAGGCAAAACAAUAACAUGGUUUGUCCUGUAGCUUAUGUGUCGCUACAAAGUUAUAUCAAGUUGAAGUUAUUAUUGUAUUAAGUUAAAGUGUGUGAUUACUUAGGAACCAUAACAUUUGAUAGUAAACGAUCAACAGAAUUAGGUCGUUGACACCGAGUGCAAUAUAAAGUAGGAAUUAUUCCGCGUGUUGUUGAAUUUAACUCGUGCUCACCUUAUCAACGUUGUUUGAUUCCUUAAAGGAAAUAAUAUUAUCGCGAUUUACCUUGUUGAUAAAGAAAACAGUUCAAUGUUGUACGAUCAAUGUUCUUCUACUUAUCUGCAUCCAAAGAAUGUUUUGCGAAUAUUGCGAGGAAAUUGGAAAUUUCUGCUUAGGACAAAUAUCAGGAGUUAGCUUCAAAUAUCUUUCUCGGUCUUUUCUACCCAUAAAUACCGAAAGAACGUGAAAUACGUUUCUCGCGUGGGCGAAUAAUACAACGUUUCGGACAAUAUCUUCUUACCGCGUAAGAAGUUAAAUAAAAAACAGAAAGAAUGCGAAAAGUAAGAUCUUUCUUUGUGACGUUAAUACUUUUCAAGUAAUUUCAAUAUUUUAACAAAUUUUGUCGUUAUUUCCUGUUCGAAACGUCUACGUUGCGUGUAUUAAAUGUUUGGUAAAUAUCCUGAGCAAAUAAGUCAUGGAAAAUUGAGUUGUUCCAAGUGUAUAAAAUAUGUCACUAUAUAGGCAUGCUUUAAUUUAUUCACAAACAUACUUUCGUGUCCCAGCAUGUACGUGACAGAUAACGUCACAUAAAGUGAUUAUCUUAUCUGUAUAUUAGACGUCAGGCAAGAAUAUUUAUUUAUCGGAAUAUAUCGAUUUUAGUUGUCUAAAAUAUACAAGAAAUUUUAUAUUUUAUUAAAUUAUUUAAAGGUCAUGCUAUGGAAAGGAACGUGUAAAUUAUAUUUCUAUGUUCUAUCCUGUCGAUCUGAUAUAUAUUACUCUCGCAUAUGAUCUACUAAUUAUUAAAUUAUGUGUACUAUAUUUACGUUGUAAAUAAUUUAUCAAUACGAUAGUUAUAAGUAUACAGUACGUAUCUAUGUAACAUAUCUUUGUCUCUUCUACGCAAUUCACCUUUAUUCCCCGAUAAUUACUUGCCAUAAUCGUACUCGAACUACUUUAUAGUUAUACUCGAAUUAUUUAAUGGAACGUUCAAUAAGCUUAUAUAUAUUAUUCUUUACAACUACGAAACUAGUUACAGAAUUUCUAACAUAAAUGCAAGAAGCAUUUUUUAAGAAGUAUUAAAUCUAUAUUAUUCAACAAUUAUGUAGAAUAUUUAUGAAACAUAUACGAUAGAUGCAAAAUGUAUUUUUAUCAGGUUGCACCUAUUGUAUUAAUUGUAUUAAUGUAUUAAUUUCUACACUCAAUGUAAAUGAGAAUAGUACUAAAUGACAUGAAAUUUAAUAUACUUCGAGUCGAAUUGAUUUAAUGUAUUAAUUAAUUGGUGUGUAAAUAAUAGAUAUAGCGGUGUACCAAUAUGUUUUGCGACACUUAUCUCUUGAAGAUAAUUACGGAUUAAUUAUUAAGCGAUUACAAUCGUUAUUUAUUUAUAUUUAAGAAUUAAGCGUUGCAGUUUAUUUUAGGUAUGCUAUACUUUAAUUGUUCGUCGUUAGAUCGCGGAUAUUUGUAUGUCCGUUCUAAUAUCGAGUAUAAUUAUGGCAUUCUGAACAUAAUGUAGUGCUGCAACUGGGACAAUAAAUAGAUCUAGAAUUACUUUGCACUGUUUGGUCUAUCGAACGAGCAAACGUUCUUAAAAAUAAUGAAAAGAAAUUUUAAACACUACCACAUGCACUGGUUGAUACGACGCACGUAAUAAGAUUUACUUUUAUACACGUUUAACCGCAAAUGAUAGAUCGAUGUUAUAAAAGUAAUCAAAAAUUGCCUAAUUUUUGCUCAUAAAUAUAUAUUUCAAAAUACAUGGUAAAACCAGCAAAAUGUUGGUGUUUGAAAAAUAAAUGUAAUUAAAAGGAUAAAUUGUAAUUUUGGAAGACGAAUAUACGUACGUAAAUAUUAUUGUCGUCACUCGUGAAGAAUAAGAACGUUUUCUCGAUGCGAUAACACGAAUUGUUGUUAAACGGGACCAACGGAAAGUAAUAAAAGAAAAUAUAUGUACGUACGUACCUGUUACGUCGAUAUGUAAAAGGUUUGUUUCAAACGUUUAUUUCCGUUCUUGAGACGCGCAACUCACUGUAAUAAAUAUAUAAAUGUACUAUACUAUACAUAAAUGUUGAAAGUAUCUAUCGAGAUAUCAUCGUUAUAACAAUGCCGAUUCAAUAAACUAUACAUGUAUGUAAUUACUCUGAUCAAA